Messenger RNA from Danio aesculapii, 953 nucleotides. It is a transcript of the gene cib1, whose product is annotated as calcium and integrin binding 1 (calmyrin). Gene Ontology annotation, molecular function: calcium ion binding. Lineage: Eukaryota; Metazoa; Chordata; Actinopteri; Cypriniformes; Danionidae. Bases 173 to 739 code for a protein of 188 amino acids. The transcript is spliced from 7 exons. The record is from RefSeq and is a predicted model, not a curated record.
UCCAGGAAGCGGAAGCGCGGAGCCUGUCGACUAAAGUUUGUGUAGCGUGUAGGCUAAAAACAGCAAAACUUCAGCCGCUUUUCAGGAUCUUUAUGAAACAUCAGUAAAAUUUAUUGACUUUAUUGUCGUUUAGAGUUAAAGUACUAGUCGUGGUAAACAAAAAUAGGCGGUAAUGGGUGGAACCGCGAGUAAACUGCCGAAAGAACUGCUGUCAGAGUAUCAGGAGCUCACAUUUCUUACAAAGCAAGAAAUCUUACUGGCACACAAACGAUUCUCUGAACUCCAGGGCAGAGAAAACGGGCCGUACAGCUCCAGAGUGUCAAUGGAGAAGAUCCUCACACUUCCUGAACUCAAGUCCAACCCGUUCCGGAAGAGGAUCUGUCACGUUUUCUCCACCUCUGACUUGCGGGACGGCAGCUUGACUUUUGAAGAUUUUCUGGACCUCUUGAGCGCCUUUAGUGAUUCUGCAACACUGGAAAUCAAGUCCCACUACGCCUUCCGGAUCUUUGACUUUGACGAUGAUGGCACAUUGGACGCCAGAGAUCUGGAGAAGCUGGUGAACUGUCUGACGGGCGAAACAGACGACACGCGUCUCACUGCCGAGGAGAUGAGGCAGCUCAUCAGUAAUAUCCUCGAGGAGUCCGACAUCGACAAAGAUGGAACGGUGAACCUGUCCGAAUUUCAGCACGUCAUCUCCAGAUCGCCAGAUUUUGUCAGUUCAUUCAAGAUCGUGCUGUGAAGUUUCCACCGCUGCUGCUUCCGGUCCGGAUGUUUCACCUGCAUCUCAGUAAUGUCUCAAAUAAUGUAGCAUCCUAAUUGUGAAUGUAAUCUCUUGUUAAGCAUUUUUACCAUUUAUAUGUUUGAAAGCAGUUUUUCCUCUGCUUUCUAUCCUGUAUGUUGGAUCGUAUAUAUAUUUGUAAGUAAUUUAAUAAACCCUGGUGUGUUUAUGUCAG